This is a messenger RNA of Monoraphidium neglectum, 492 nucleotides long. RefSeq lists its product as hypothetical. The record is from RefSeq and is a predicted model, not a curated record. Gene Ontology annotation, molecular function: catalytic activity. Lineage: Eukaryota; Viridiplantae; Chlorophyta; Chlorophyceae; Sphaeropleales; Selenastraceae. The coding region runs from base 1 to 492 and encodes 163 amino acids. The transcript is spliced from 2 exons. Gene Ontology annotation, biological process: biosynthetic process.
AUGCAGUCAGUCCGCGCGUUCGCUCCUUGGCCCGGCACGUUUGGUGACUUCAUUAUCGGCGGAGGCAGCAGCAGCAGCACAACCAGCAGCAGUGAGGGGAGCAGCAGCAGCGGCGGCGGCAGUGCCAGUGAAGGGAACAGCAGCAGCAGCAGCGGCGGCGGCAGUGCCAGUGAAGGGAACAGCAGCAGCAGCAGCGGCAACACAGUGGCAGGCGAGCGGGUGCAGAUCAAGAUCCUGUCGACGCGGCUGGCAGACCCAUCCGAACUGCCCGCCGACGCCGCCGCGGCCGGCCGUGUGGUGUUUGCGCCUGGCGGCCGCAUGCUCGUGCCCUGCGGCGGCGGCGGCGCGCUGGAGGUGCUGCAGCUGCAGCAGCCGGCGAAAAAGGCGAUGACGGGGCGGGACUUUGCGAACGGGCUCAAGGGGCGGCAGGUGGUGGUGGCGCCGGCGCUGGAGCCCGCGCCAGCCGAGGCGGCCGCCGGCAGCCGGCGAUGA